UGAACCGUUUUCAAUGCGCCGUGGAUAACUUCACCUUUUACUGUAUCUGGGCUUUUAAUGAGCCUUUCGGAAACGGAUAGAUGUUCUGUAGUUCAUUCCCCAAACCGCUACUCUAAUGAUUCUUUUUAAACCCGUCUAGUUAGCUGCGGGAGUUGUUUAGCAACUGUACCCCGUGCUAGUUUUAGCCGCUCGUUAGCUAAUACGUUAGCAUCACGUUGGACUUAACAACACACAGCGGGUUUAAAAGUAGCUACCGACCAUUUUGCUUCAUGUGCUGGUUUAAACUCAACCAUUACGUAAUUAACAGCUGUAUAACGUUAGCAGGCUCUACGUGUCUCAUUGAUUAGCCUGUCAGCUAACACGCGCUGUAGUCUUUUGCUGCACUGCAGCUAAACACAAAUGACCGCCAGAAUCACGUCGUAAUGUAAACACGGUGAGCUUCGAGCCCCAGUUCGUUGUCGGUGCAACGAUGCAUUGGUGAAACUGUGAUAUAAUUAAGACAUAAAUAUGUGUUUGGAACAUGCACGACUAACAGAAAAAGUGAAAUGGAAUAUAAACAGUUGAUCUAGUUAGUAAAAAAGAUCCAAGUACACCAGGUGAAAAGAAAAACAUAGCAAUGACUGACAGGCGGUGCAGAGUGGAUGCUGAUGGGGGACGAAAAGGAGACCUGGAAAGUUAAAACUCUUGACGAAAUCCUACUUGAGAAGAAACGUAGAAGAGAAUUAGAAGAGAAAACAGACCCCAAGCGCCAGAAAAAUUUCACACAGAGCCUUGUUCCACAGGCGGAUGAUCGGGAAUCCAAACGAGACACUCCGGAGGAAGGAGAACUACAGGAUCAAAGAAUGGAAAUAACAAUUCGUAAUUCCCCGUACACACGGGAAGACUCGACAGAGGACAGAGGAGAGGAAGAUGACUCAUUAGCUAUCAAGCCUCCACAGCAGAUAGCGAGGAAAGACAAAUCUCACCACAGAAAGGAGGAAAAGAGAAAAGAUAAGAGACGUCACCGUAGUCACUCUGAUGAAGGAGUAGUUAAACAUGUCCGACCGAAAGACAAAGAAAAAGAGCGAGAGAGUGAGCGCAGGAAGCGUCUGUGGGAGGAGGACAAAGCCCGGCGAGACUGGGAGAGACAGAAACGAAGGGAACAGGCCAGAGCUCAUUCUCGAAGAGAGAGACCUCGAGUGGAAUCUCCUGGGUUUUUUUUGGACCACAGGGACCGCCUGGAGCAGCAGGAGCGCCAGCGUGAACGGGAUAGAAAGCUGCGAGAACAGCAGAAAGAGCAACGAGAGCUCAAGGAACGAGAGAGGAGGGCAGAGGAGCGACGCAAAGAAAGAGGGGGUCGACGAGAAGUGCCGUCUCACCACAGGAUGCUCCCUGAUGACUAUGAUGAUAAGACAAAACAAACUCACCGCAGCCGCAGUCCCACCCGCCUUCCCCAAAACAGAACAGAACACAGCGAACAACGGACGAGUGCAACAUUGAAGGAUGAGAAGCCGGAUGGCAAAGACCUGCUCGCAGACCUUCAGGACAUCAGUGACAGUGAAAGGAAGACCAGCAGUGCAGAAUCCUCCAUAGCGUCAGGAUCAGGCUCUGAGGAAGAGGAUGACGAAGAUGAAGAGGAGUCCAGCAGCCAGAGUGAGGGUGCGGAAGAAGAGGGGGAUGAAGGGGAGUCAGUCACAGGCUCAGAAAGGUCUGAGCAGAGUGCAGAGGAUGUGAGUGAGGACGAGCAGUCGGAGGAGGACUUCGAAGAGGAGAGGGAAAAUGGAAAUCACAUCCCUGCAGUGCCUGAGUCCCGUUUUGACCACGACUCAGAGGAAAGUGGAGAAGACAUGGAGGAUGAUGAUGAGGAGGAGGAUGAGGAUGAAGCAGGUGACGGUGACCCCACUCCUCAGUCUCAGACUCACUCACGCUCCCCCACUCCCGAAGAGAAUUACAUCCCAGACUCUCCCCCAAUUUCACCUGUGGAGCUGAAGAAGGAGCUGCCAAAGUAUCUGCCUGCUUUACAGGGUUGUCGCAGUGUUGAGGAGUUCCAGUGUCUGAACCGAAUAGAGGAGGGAACCUAUGGUGUAGUGUACAGAGCCAAGGACAAAAAGACAGAUGAGAUUGUGGCCCUGAAAAGGCUGAAGAUGGAGAAGGAGAAGGAGGGCUUCCCCAUAACCUCUUUAAGAGAAAUCAAUACCAUUCUGAAAGCUCAACACCCAAACAUCGUCACCGUGAGGGAAAUAGUUGUUGGAAGCAAUAUGGACAAGAUCUACAUCGUGAUGAACUAUGUAGAACAUGACCUGAAGAGUCUGAUGGAAACCAUGAAGCAGCCCUUCCUACCAGGUGAAGUAAAGACUCUGAUGAUUCAGCUGCUUCGAGGAGUCCGACAUCUCCAUGACAACUGGAUUCUGCACCGUGACCUGAAGACGUCCAAUCUGCUGCUGAGCCACAAGGGAAUCCUCAAGAUUGGCGACUUUGGUUUGGCGCGGGAGUACGGUUCCCCCCUGAAGCCGUACACGCCUGUAGUGGUGACCCUGUGGUACCGGUCGCCAGAUUUGCUGCUUGGAGCCAAGGAGUACUCCACAGCUGUGGACAUGUGGUCAGUGGGCUGCAUAUUUGGCGAGCUCCUGACCCAGAAGCCUCUGUUCCCUGGAAAAUCUGAAAUUGACCAAAUUAACAAGAUUUUUAAGGAUCUGGGGUCACCGAGUGAGAAGAUCUGGCCCGGCUACAACGAGCUGCCCGCUGUGAAGAAGAUGACUUUCACAGAGUAUCCCUACAACAACCUGCGAAAGCGAUUUGGAGCACUGCUCUCAGACCAGGGCUUUGACCUCAUGAACAAAUUUCUUACUUACUGCCCCAGUAAGAGGAUUGUGUCCGAUGAGGCACUGAAGCACGAGUACUUCAGAGAGACGCCACUGCCCAUUGAACCGUCCAUGUUCCCCACCUGGCCGGCCAAGAGCGAGCAGCAGAGGGUGAAGAGAGGCACCAGUCCCCGUCCACCCGAGGGAGGCCUGGGCUAUGCUCAACUGGGUGACGAUGACCUAAAGGACACAGGCUUUCACCUGACAACCAGCAACCAGGGAGUGUCGGCAGUCGGUCCAGGAUUCAGCCUCAAAUUCUGAGCCCAGGAUUGCACGACACCUGGCUGUCGAACUGAGGAAGAGGGGGAGCAAAGAGUUCUGGGACUUUUUGGAUUAAUGUCUGAUCCAUUACAACUCUCACCAAAGAGUCAGGACUGUCUCACAGCAAGACUGGUGGCUCGAAAAAUAUAGAAUUUUCCCCUCCACUUUUAAGCCACUUCUCUGUAUUUUCAAGCCAUUUUACCAUUUCACAAAUGGUCAUUUUAGCUCAUAAACAGAAGACAACGAUAAAUCUGUCAGAACUUCAGCUCUCAUGUUUGACUUUUAUUUUUAUUUUCCCUUUUAUACUUCAUGAGAGAGGAGCUGAUUUUAUAAAUGGUUGGCAUUUCCUGGCUGCCUGAGCUACUGUAUAAUGAUGCAGAAUUGGCUGUGUUUUCCCUCCAGCAUAAUGUUAAAAAUUUACUUGGGCCUGUCAGCUCACUUGAUGACAGCGGGACGAUGUUUUUGUUAGAAAUAAAGCUUGAAACUUUG
Molecule: messenger RNA, 3590 nt
Organism: Hippoglossus stenolepis (Pacific halibut)
Lineage: Eukaryota; Metazoa; Chordata; Actinopteri; Pleuronectiformes; Pleuronectidae
Gene: cdk11b
Product: cyclin-dependent kinase 11B
Exons: 21
Coding region: 642-3101 (819 amino acids)
Biological process (GO): regulation of mitotic cell cycle; protein phosphorylation
Cellular component (GO): nucleus
Molecular function (GO): cyclin-dependent protein serine/threonine kinase activity; ATP binding
Source: RefSeq, a predicted model, not a curated record